Molecule: messenger RNA, 1798 nt
Organism: Doryrhamphus excisus (bluestripe pipefish)
Lineage: Eukaryota; Metazoa; Chordata; Actinopteri; Syngnathiformes; Syngnathidae
Product: ER membrane protein complex subunit 3
Biological process (GO): protein folding in endoplasmic reticulum
Cellular component (GO): EMC complex; membrane
Source: RefSeq, a predicted model, not a curated record
GAGGAUGUUAAACUGCCACCUAGUGGUGGAAGAAGAGUGUAACAAAGCACAUGUAAAAUUCAAGAUGGCUGAUAACUCACCCAAACAUUCAAAUGGGUCCUCCCAAUCCAAAAGUCAAACAGACACUCCGACUGGGAAUUAACAUUUUCACCGUAUGACCCGGAAGUUUCUUUUCGUAGGGGGCGGUAAUCACUUAUCUGUGAUCAAAUCCAGAAGAAGAAAAAAACGACGAAGAAGAAGAAGCCGGAGACUGUCAUCUUGGUGGCCAAAAACUUAAUUCAUGUGAGUGCAGAGCCGUCCGUGCGUGUAGACGGAGCCAUGGCCGGUCCAGAGCUCCUGUUGGACUCCAGUAUUCGUUUGUGGGUGGUGCUGCCCAUCGUCUUCAUCACCUUCCUGGUGGGGGUCAUUCGUCAUUACGUCACUCAGCUGUUGCACAGCGACAAGAAGGUGGACCUGGAGCAGGUCUCGGACAGUCAGGUGCUCCUGCGGAGUCGCAUCCUGAGGGAAAAUGGCAAAUACAUCCCUAAACAGUCGUUCACCAUGAGGAAACAUUACUUCAACAAUGCAGAGACCGGCUUCUUCAAGAAGGUCAAGAGAAAGGUCGUCCCCAAAAACCCAAUGACAGACACCAGCAUGCUGACGGACAUGAUGAAAGGCAACCUGACCAACGUGCUUCCCAUGAUCGUGAUUGGCGGAUGGAUCAACUGGGCCUUCUCUGGAUUCGUCAUAACCAAGGUUCCGUUCCCGCUGACGCUGAGGUUCAAGCCCAUGUUACAACGUGGAAUUGAUCUGCUGACGCUGGAUGCCUCCUGGGUGAGUUCUGCAUCCUGGUACUUCCUUAACGUCUUUGGCCUGAGGAGCAUGUACAGCCUCAUCCUAGGACAAGACAACGCGGCUGACCAAUCACGCCUCAUGCAGGAUCAGAUGACAGGCGCCGCCAUGGCCAUGCCCCCAGACCCUAACAAGGCUUUUAAGAGCGAGUGGGAGGCACUGGAGAUCGUGGAGCACAAGUGGGCGCUGGAGAAUGUGGAGGAAGAGCUCAUGUCCCGAGAUUUGAACUUUGGAACCUUCUUCAGCCAGGACAUCAAGUCUACCAUGUUCUAGAAGCACCACAAGCUUCGGUUACGCCACACUUGAAGGUUCUGCUGUUCUUCAGAAUGGUCACCGUUAAUGUAAUGUUACGCGGCGAUGCAUUCACUGACACGUGGUGCUUUUGCCAUCAUCACCAAUCUCGUCUGUUUAACCUGAAGUGACUGUUGUGUAUUUAAGAAAAAAUAAUAUUCCAACUUGGACAUGUGAAAUAUACAAACAAAGUUUCUGGAUCAUAAGAAUUCUUUUAAUUAUUUGAAAAGUCUUAUAAAAUCUGGUGAUAUUUGACAAAGAGUACGACCAAAAGAAGUUUGCUCUGGUAGAAAAAUACUGUAUAGCAGCAGCAGCGCCAUCAGCUGUCAAACAUUUGGUCUGUUUGUCGUUAAAUAUGAAAAUAAGUGUUGAUGCAUCCUGAUGAGGCCGUGUGACCUUCAAACUCAUUCAAUAAAUACCAGAACAAGCAAAAUAUACACAAAGGAAAAGCAAACGCCGUCCCCUUCAGGUGCCGUGUGCGCACGUGAUGCCAUCCACUAAAAUGUCAACAUGUCAAAGGAAUUAGGUGACAUGAUACUAAAGUAAUUUUUGUUUCCAACCAAAGAUGAAAGAAAAAGUUGACAGUCCAUAAAAGUCCAGACUUCUCCAAUCAAAACUGCUGAACCGUUAAGCUCCUCCCACUCAGUGUCGUACAUUAAAAAUCUUUCAGAGAAAG